Messenger RNA from Fraxinus pennsylvanica, 1164 nucleotides. The record is from the annotation of a GenBank genome assembly. NCBI's taxonomy places the organism in Eukaryota, Viridiplantae, Streptophyta, Magnoliopsida, Lamiales, Oleaceae.
AUGGCCGCUCAGACGGCCACAUUCUGUAUGUUAACGACGAACACAUCUGUUAUUUCUCCUCUAAUCCCACAUUCUCAGCACUCUCUUUUCUCAUCUUUCGUUCCCGUAAUUCCAAGAAAAUUAAUUUGCUCAUCUCCGUUUCAAUUGAAUAUCAAGAGCAUUUCCACGAGAAUUAAUAGUUCAAAAGCUACUGAAUCCGAACCUGAAGCUGAACGCAAGAUGGGUGUUGCAGUUUACAAGCCCAGAUCAUAUGAAGUUCUUGUAUCAGAUGCUGCCACUUCUCUUUUCUAUGCUCUCAAGGACGGAAAAAUCCGCCUCGAAAUCGAUUUCCCUCCGCUGCCUAGCAAUAUCUCUUCUUACAAGGGAUCGUCUGAUGAUUUUAGUGAUGCUAACAUUCAACUUGUCUUGGCGGUGGUUAGAAAGCUAAAAGAGAAGCAGGAAACCAGGGCUUGCAUAGUAUUUCCCGAUAAGCCAGAAAAGCGCAGGGCCUCAGAUCUUUUUAAAUCAGCUCUUGACUCGAUUGAUGGUAUAACUGUUGGAUCCUUGGAUGAUGUUCCCAGUGGUCCAGUCACAACAUUCUUCAAAUCCAUAAGAGAUACUUUGGAUUUUGAUUUUGAGGAUGAAAAUGAAGGUCGUUGGCAAUCUGACAUGCCACCAUCACUCUAUAUAUUCAUCAAUUGCAGCACUCGUGAUCUGUCUAGUGUAGAGAAGUAUGUGGAAAAUUUUGCAUCUUCCACCCCUAGUCUUCUCUUUAACUUGGAACUUGAUACACUACGCGCUGAUCUGGGUCUUUUAGGGUUCCCACCCAAAGAUAUACACUUUCGUUUUCUUUCACAAUUUAUUCCGGUUUUUUACAUACGAACAAGAGAUUACUCAAAGACAGUUGCAGUGGCACCUUAUCUGGUGAAUUACAGCGGAGCAUUAUUUCGUCAAUACCCGGGGCCUUGGCAGGUGAUGUUAAAGCAAACAGAUGGUUCUUAUGCUUGUGUAGCGGAGAGCACAACUCGUUUCACUCUGGGUGAAACUAAAGAAGAACUAUUGAGGGUCCUAGGAUUGCAGGAGGAACAAGGAAGCUCACUCGAGUUCCUUCGAAGGGGUUACAAGACGGCCACUUGGUGGGAAGAAGAUGUCGAUACAGAGCUAUCUUCCGCAUGGCGUAGUUGA